Stegodyphus dumicola is the source of this 1155-nucleotide messenger RNA. Its product is annotated as proline-rich protein 36-like. Lineage: Eukaryota; Metazoa; Arthropoda; Arachnida; Araneae; Eresidae. The record is from RefSeq and is a predicted model, not a curated record.
AUGACGGAUAACUCCGAGUACUCCCUGGCCAUGGCUUCUGCACUUCAACUCAACCAGCUUGUGGAUUCCUCGCCUCCUCAUAGUAGACACACUUCCGUCCGUGCUCAUACCAUCGAUCUCUCCUGCCAACCGUCUUGCAGCCGCCACAUUGCUGCAUCUGUUACACCUUCGGGUCCUCCUCUCCUAAGAAGUGGCCACUUAAGGCAUCUCCUUGCUCCCAUCACUGCCAGGUCCAUUGCCUCCACUCGUCUUUCAUCCAGAGCUUCUCCGCCUCUUGCCUGCAAGGUAUCACCUCCGGUUUCUGCUCCUACGCCGUCCUCGCUGCCUCCUUCUCAGCCCAGCUACCCCACCCGCUUCGACUGCCACGUCUGCGGAAGGUCGUUCUCCCAACUCCGGAGACUCAAGAAGCAUACUCGGUCCCACCCUGGCCAGUCCUCUCUUCCAUCUUCAUGUGCUACAGACAACGGGUCUCCCAUCGCUCCUGAAGCCCACACACAGGUUGCUAUCGACACUCCGGUGGGACAUCACACACGUUCUCGCCGUGCUGCUGGCCACUCCUGUGCCCCUGCUGCCUGCCAGACUGCUACUGCACCUGCCGUCACCGAGCCUACCACCUCCUGUGAUGCAUCGCCUCUUAGUCCGUCCUCCUCCCCUGGUACUUGUCAUGUCUCCCUCCAGCUGCCUGUCUCUCCACCACCGCUUGUUCCUGAUGCCAUCAUCUCAUCAUCUAAUGCCAUGCCUGCUGUGUCACGUCCUCCUCUCGCCACUGCCGUCCAUGCUGCAUCUGCUCAUUCCGACACAGGCCCUUUGACGCUUGCCUCCUCACCUGCUGUUCCUGACGAGCUUCCAGUGCCCCAUCCCGAGGUGACCUCUACUCCCUUGACGCCGGCCCAACUUGCUACCUCCUCCUGCCACUCAUCCCCCGGACAUGACCUCGACACAAGCUCCUCACCGAGGUACCUGAGGACACAGAGCCAGGACUCCGCUACCGAUGUACUGCGCACCUCCCCUGAUGCCACACCUGUUCCUGAUACGCCGCUGGUCUCGUCGCCACCUUCUCUUGCGACCAACGCCUCCGUGACAUCUGCUUUCCCACACUCCACCUGCAGACAGGAGUCCGAGAUUCAUCUGAUCUCGGUCCGAUCUGAUCGAUGA